AUUUUAUUUUCAUAACUCAUGAUGAUCGACACAAAAAAAGAUAUAUAAACCAACAAUGAAAUUCAUUUUCGUCAAAUUAGACUCCGUCAAUUCAAAUUCCCGCUCCUCAUCUUCUUUCUUUUCCAAUCACUUCAUUCGACAUGCUCACCAAUAUGACUGCAUCUACUGCAGCCAUUGAUCCACGUAUGGCGUGGUGCGAUGAGACAUAUUUGAACACGCCCAUGCUUGUGCCAUCAAACGAAGAAAGCAUCCAUUCAAGAAUCGCCUCUGGUCAAGAUCAAUAUGCAAGCGAAUUUUAUAGCCCUUUUUCUUCUACCAAUCAAACUCAGUCAACCCCAAAGACAAAUGAACGUUUACCAUAUCCGAUGCCCUUUGAUUGGACACCGGAAGGAAAAAAUCUCAAUUCUCCUCCUUCAUGGGUGGCAAAUCAAUCUACACCAACUCGCUCGUCAAGCAAACCUCGUCAGCCGCUUUCUUUACUUUGUGAUGAUGGGAUCAGUAAUGCAUUCCCAUCCAACAGCCCUCACUCAGCGUUUGACUAUCAUCCCACCUCCAUGUCAAUGAUUUCUCCGACCGGUGCUCCUCCAAAUAUCACCGCAUGUACGCCCCGCCGAGCGAGUGGACCGGCUACUUUUGGUACAAUGAAUGCUUUACAGCCACAAACUCAAAAUGUCUCCCCAAAAACGCAUGAAGACCUUCAGAAUUCAAUCAAAUCUAUUGAAUCAUGUCGGAUGCCACCACCACCAGUACCAAAACACGCUUUACGAAAGUCAAGUCUGCCAACAAAAACGCAGCAUAGAUUGUCCGAAGAAUUAUACGCAAAACUUGCUGAGCAUCAGAGUACUCAGCUUCUCCCAAUCUUUGAUGGACGCAAUUGUAGCCAACCACAAGUCACCACAUUACCACCGCAAUAUCGUGCUUUGUACAAUGCCAGCAUUGUUGGUCCAACGCAGUAUGCCCGUGAGGUAUCAAAUCCCAAGAAGGUCAAUCGAUCGUCACUGUCACAAAGAGUUCUUCUACGGGCCAUUUUCAACAAGAAAAUUGUAAAGAAUAUCGCCGCUCAUCUCAAUGAGACGGACGCAUUGUCAUUUUCCCUUUCCUCACCAUCGAUCUAUCAUCGUUUGGAUGAUGACUGGUGGAAAAUGGCCUUCCCCGUUAAUAAUGAGGAGCAGAGCAAGAAGUCUGCAUGGGUGUAUUUGUGGCCCAACUGCCAUGGGUGGUGUUCAUUCUGCACGAAGUGGAAGCGCAUUGUCAUGCACGAACCGAGCAAAGCACACGUUUGCUUUGAAUGUAUGCAGAUGCCACACUUCAAAGUCAUCAGUUUCUCAGCGGCACGAGCACGUUUUCAAGUCGGUAAUCCGGUCGCAAUUCAUUUCCUCUCUCAAUUGCCGUCAGUGCAAGAUGGUAAAGCUCGAUACUUUUGGAUCUGUCAUCUGCAAUGGGUGGAAGCACAAUGUCGCAUCAUGGAUGUAGCUCUCCAAUUGAUCAAAAACAAGCCAAUCAUGUGCAGAUCAAACAAAGAGCGAAACAACGUCAAAGCAAACGAUGGAAGUGCUUCAAAAGGUGCGCAAAAACGAAAAGUUUCUGUAACAAAGCAGAAACCGAUCAAAAAAAUUCAUCUGGAUGAAUCUUUUGAGGAAGUACCGAGUGGCAAAUCCGACGUUUCCACCGAGUCAAGAGAGGAUAUCGAUACAAUGUAUUGCGAUGAUUCUUCCGAUUUGACGUCAUUUGAUGGCCUUGAUGAUGCAGAUGCGGAGGGUGAUACGGAUGAUGAGUAUGUUCCUGAAUCAAGAGCGGAAAGAAAAGCGUAUAACUUCAAAGCAAAGUUCAAGACCAAGUCCCCGGCAAAGGCUGUCAUCGAAAGACGCACCCGCUCUCGCACAUUCACGGGCACCUUUGCAAAGCAAGAACGUGGAAGCAGUGCUGGUGUUCGAAGUCGUCGAGCGAAAUCAUCACCCGCUCCUAGUGACAUGGCUCAGAGCAAAGAUGGUGAUGAUGAGCUGCAAGAAGAACAGGAUGAAAGUGUGUACAUUUGCACUUCCAAUGAGCGUUCAAUGUCUAUCGUCCGUGAAGUACGAAAAGAAUACAUCAUAAAGGAGCUUGAAGCAAUGAAGGGUAGCUCAGAAAUGCCAUUUGACAUUCCCGACAUGUUUGUUCAAGGUCAAUGGGAUGCAAUGGAAAAGCUUGGAAUUCAACACAAUGAUUGGAACGCCAUGGCACAAUGGAUACUCCGCAAAAAUGAACUUUCCGGGGGCAUUUGUGAGGAGCGCCUGGAUUAAAUUUCAUACAAUACGAAAAAAAUGUAAUAAUGUACAGAUGUAAAUAGAAUG
Meira miltonrushii is the source of this 2330-nucleotide messenger RNA. RefSeq lists its product as uncharacterized. NCBI's taxonomy places the organism in Eukaryota, Fungi, Basidiomycota, Exobasidiomycetes, Exobasidiales, Brachybasidiaceae. The record is from RefSeq and is a predicted model, not a curated record. The transcript has a single exon. Bases 141 to 2279 code for a protein of 712 amino acids.